This is a messenger RNA of Strongylus vulgaris, 702 nucleotides long. The record is from the annotation of a GenBank genome assembly. NCBI's taxonomy places the organism in Eukaryota, Metazoa, Nematoda, Chromadorea, Rhabditida, Strongylidae.
AUGGGAGGUUUUCUCAACACAAUGCGCUCUUAUAUAUGGAUUCCUGUACAACAGUACACAACUCGAGAAUUAGAGGUGGAGCUUUUCGCACAUCUGCACUCAUUGUCUCUUAGAUGGCAUUUAUCUCGAAAAACUGGUCUUGUACUACGUGUCAUGGAUAGAGGUACUAGUUCGGUGAACAGCAUACUGAAUUACAUAUUAUUCAACAUUGUUCCGACUAUAACGGACAUUGUUAUCGCUGUGGUAUUUUUCUUUUCAACCUUCAAUUUCUACUUUGGAGGAAUAGUAUUAGUGACGAUGGUGCUGUACUUAGUUAUCACAAUAUAUGUAACGGAGUGGCGCACGAAGUUCCGUCGAGAUAUGAAUGAAAAGGAAAACGCGAGCAGCGCUAUCGCCACUGAUUCUUUGCUCAACUACGAAACUGUAAAAUACUAUGGGAAUGAAAAGUUCGAAGUGGACAGAUUCCGCUACGCGAUUGAGUGCUUCCAGCUUGCUGAAUGGCGUUCAAAUGCAUCUUUAGCGCUACUGAAUUUCUUGCAGAAUGGAUUGAUCGGACUGGGAAUGACAGCUGGUUCUGUGCUAGUCGCAUAUUUGAUUACUGUGGAUCAGGAACUUACUGUUGGAGAUUAUGUUCUGUUCACUACGUACAUCCUGCAGUUGUAUGCCCCCCUUAACUUCUUUGGAACCGUGUACAGGUGCGUU